This is a messenger RNA of Camelina sativa (false flax), 830 nucleotides long. RefSeq names its product 21 kDa protein. Lineage: Eukaryota; Viridiplantae; Streptophyta; Magnoliopsida; Brassicales; Brassicaceae. Gene Ontology annotation, molecular function: enzyme inhibitor activity. The record is from RefSeq and is a predicted model, not a curated record. Gene Ontology annotation, biological process: negative regulation of catalytic activity.
CAUGAAAAUAUAUACUACAAACCUAUAGUCAUCAUCAUCACUAAAGCUCAUAAUACACAUAACAAAAUGGGUGAAACUUAUAGAUUCAAUCGUCAUCACUUCCUCACAUCUCUUCUUAUAAUCACAGCCAUGCUCAAAUCAGUCCAUACAAUAACAACAAACACCGAGUUCGUAAAAUCAUCAUGCACUUUCACAACCUACCCAAGACUCUGUUUCACUUCACUCUCAACUCAAGCCAGUCUCAUCCAAACAAGCCCCAAGCUCAUGGCUCACGCGGCUCUCAACAUCACAUUAGCCUCGGCUAAAGCCACUUCAGCAAUGAUGGUACGUCUCUCGAGUAGUCGGCUCAAGCCGAGAGAAGCAGCGGCCAUGAGAGACUGCGUCGAGGAGUUAGCUGACACGUUAGAUGAGCUUAGGAAAUCGAUUGGUGAGAUGUGUCGGCUAAGUAGCUCGAACUAUGAGGUCUACAUGAGCGAUAUGCAGACUUGGGUAAGUGCGGCUUUGACAGAUGAGAACACAUGUACGGAGGGAUUUGAUAGAGAUGAGAUGAACGGAAAGACUAAGGUUUUGGUGAGAGGGAAGAUUUUGGUUGUUGCUCAUUUAACGAGUAAUGCCUUGGCUUUGAUUAAUCACUUUGCUUCUAUUCACGGCUAAAGAGAGUUGUGAUAGUUAUUUUUAGUUUGCUUUUAUUAAUUUUCUUAUGAUUUUCUGUGUAUAAGAUGUAGUGAUAAUGUACUGUAUGCAUGUUCGUCAUUAAGAUUCCAGAAUCAAUAUGUAACAAAAAAAAAGUAUUUCAUAAUAUUUGAUUAUAAAAAUAUUUUCCAAGAAAA